GAAUCGGAUAUAAAUGCUCCGUGACCUCCUUCUACACCAAAUCUUACGGCUUUGUGUUGAUUCUCUCCGCUCACUAUAAUACAAUGGGGAGCACUUUGUUUUCCAGCAUGAACGCGCCUGCAUCUGUUUCACGCGCAGCGCGUCUCCGCCAAGUUCUCAGUGAGAUUGCGCAUGCGUUCACGGCAGCAGCAUCUGUCUCCUUUUGCUAUUUAAUGCAGCAGCAGCUCACCUGCUCUCCUGAUGCCAUGCUUUCCAGAGCGGGAAUGAUGGUAGGGGUGUCCGCUCAGAAGAUCAGUAAGCACAUCACCUUUCUUGUAAAUGACGUAGCUCCGACUCCAGCCUCUGCUGUUUCACCUCCUCAGCCAAAACCGUUGUUGCUCUUGUUGCCAUGGCUAGGCUCAAGACCACAGGCCAUCGCCAAGUACUGUGACAUUUACAUCCGAACCGGCUUUGAUGUACUUGUUGUGGAAAGUGAGGUGAGCCAGUUCUUAUGGCCUCGUUGGGGGCUGGAAUACGGUGCCCAUGUGCUUGAAUUAUUAGAGAGUGAACGCUUUUCUCAGCGCCCCCUGCUGGUCCAUGCCUUCUCCAUAGGAGGAUACACGUUCAGUCAGGUGCUCGUUCAAGUGGCUAAAGACACUCAGCGCUGCCAAGAGCUGACAAACAGGAUCAGGGGUCACAUCUACGACAGCUUGGUCAUGGGUUCAUUGGAUCACAUGGCUAUCGGUCUCGGUAAGACCAUGUUCCCCCGGAUGGAAGGUCUCGUGAAGAGGGCUAGCCUUCUGUACUUCCAUGUCUUUAAACACCAGACAGUCAAAUAUUUCAACGUAGGGAUCAGUAUGUUCUGGAACACUCCUGUGACGUCUCCUGCUCUGUUCUUCUUCUCUGAAAAUGAUGUGCUGUGUGAUUACAAGAGUGUGGAGGAGAUGGUGAAGUUAUGGAGGAGUCGGGGCAUGACCGUGGAGAGCAAGAAAUGGGAGAAGUCUGUUCAUGCGGGUCAUCUACGUACCCACCCUCAGGAAUAUCUGUCCACUCUGGAAAACUUUGUGAAUUCUCUCAAUAUGGUGCCACUGAAGGCCAAAAUGUGAAAUUUGUGAUUUUGCUUUUUUCAAUGGUUAUCAUUUAUUUUAUAAAAUAUAUCAAAUUAGCCGGAAGUGCCUGGUUCUUGCCAAUAAAAAAACAUUUUUGUGUUCUUGGUUCGAGUAGUACUACCGUAGGUCAGAUUGCCUUUAUCUUGAAUUUGUUUCUCAACCCUCAUCAGUCUUUCCAAAAAUAUUUAUAUAGAAAAUUAAAAUGCUUUAAUUAAAAAACUGUAAUAAUGCAGUACAUGCAUGUUACUGUUUUAUUUCACUAUAUGAAGGUGCUGUUCAAGCCUUUUUCAAGCUGCAUUCAAUCCAGACCUCAAUGUUGCUGUUCAUUUUUAGUGGCUAUAUCAUUACUUUGUAAAUAUUUAUAAUAUUCUUUUGUUAAUGUUGAAUCAUGAAAUAUGACAUACAGUCACAGCUUGAGCUUGAACUGUUAUCUCAAAGAGAAGUUUGGCAACCGACCUGACAGAUUAUUUUUAUUAAUACAAUUUCUUCGCAAUCAUAUGUAAAACAUCUUUACUAUGUAGACCUGUCCAUAACUACAAUAACAGAUAUCUAAUGAUAUUUAUAAUGUACUGUUUGACACUAAUAAGUCUAUGCAUUUUUUAUGUGUAAGGAAAUGUAUUUUAAGUGAGAUUGUAUAAGUAUGCUAAACCCAAUUAAAUCAAUUCUAAUAUUUUUUUUAAAUAUAUGGUAAAAUAAAGGAUUUAUUUAAAAUUACAA
This is a messenger RNA of Misgurnus anguillicaudatus (oriental weatherfish), 1805 nucleotides long. RefSeq names its product transmembrane protein 53. The record is from RefSeq and is a predicted model, not a curated record. Gene Ontology annotation, molecular function: serine hydrolase activity. Lineage: Eukaryota; Metazoa; Chordata; Actinopteri; Cypriniformes; Cobitidae.